Messenger RNA from Parastagonospora nodorum SN15, 1359 nucleotides. RefSeq lists its product as hypothetical. The record is from RefSeq and is a predicted model, not a curated record. The coding region runs from base 1 to 1359 and encodes 452 amino acids. The transcript has 2 exons. NCBI's taxonomy places the organism in Eukaryota, Fungi, Ascomycota, Dothideomycetes, Pleosporales, Phaeosphaeriaceae.
AUGCCGUCCUUCGAGCCGCUUCUGCACCCGCACGCAAUUCUCGACUUCCUUGUGCAUGAGCGACUUCCGGAGCUAGCAAAACACGCUGCCAUUGAGCAGUAUUACAAAGUCAUACUUGACGAUCCCGAUGCGGCAAUUUCUACAUGUCGGGCGUUGAUGAGCGACUGGGUUGUUGAUAUGUUUGAAGCCGGGACAUUGUGGGAUGCCGAUGCUCUGAAGCAUCAUAAAGUCUCCCUGGAUGAUAUACCAAAGGUGCCAGGUGCCUACAUCUUCGUCAUCGUUCUUGAGGAGGGUCACAGGUUCUACGGUGGCCAGUCGAAAGAUUUGCGCUAUCGUACCGUCAAAUGCCACUCGAGCGCGAAACACCGCAAGCACCAUCCUUCAUUGGCGUAUACAUAUGUCAAUUAUGCCAAAGAAACGUUUUUCGCUCUGCCAGUGGCAAGCAUGACGUUAACGGAUGGCCCGCUGAAGAAUCUGUUGGAGCAAUGGCUUGUGGUUGUGUUUCGGUGCCUGCAGAUUGAUGAACUGGAGGCAAAUCAUUCUGAGGAGGCCUUCAGGCUCAUACCAGAGGAAUACUUGAACCUUGGCGCCAAUCUUGCUGAGCCUUUUGCUCAAGGCCUUCCGUUAAGUUAUUUCCCGGGUCGCACUGGGAGACGAGACUUCGGUCCUGCACUUGAGGCAAGCAAUGAUCCCGUCAAGAAUGAGUACGCUGUUCUGAGGAGGACCGAGAUAAGCGAAGAGAAGCGAAAGCGUGAUCGUUUCCGGGACGGUCACCCAUUCCUGCCACCUCCUCCUCUUCCGAAACGACCGCUGCCAGCUGAAUCUGAAUGGUUCACUAUCGUUGAUGGAAAAGUACAAUAUCCUCACGAUCCGAACUGGCCUCCCCCUCCGCCACCAACACAACCUGGUGUUGGUCGUUUCGUCCGAUGGCAAUGGGGCCACAAUUCCUCCGACUACCAAUUCUAUAUCAACAAUGUGAAGAUAUGGGUACCGCGAGCCGAUGUAGACCGUCUAAUCGAAGACACAAUUCGAAUAGUCGUCGAUAUCGUCCCGGAUGGCAGGCACCAGCAUGGCUGUGUUGUUCGGGCUCCAAAAGAAAGCCUGGAAGCUGAAGAUCCUGGUCUGAGGCUAGGCAUACAACUCCAUGGCACAUACAAAGGCGACCACUACGUACCCGACCUUCAAUGUAACCGCUGGCUCAAGAUACGUGGAGAGUGGAGCAUACAUAAGGCUAACAGCCUUGUCGAUUGGAUGGAAGGUCUGGAUGUCUCUCCCGAGCAUCCUCGUCCGCGACGCUGGUACUCUACCCGUGAGCUGCAGGAUGACGAUACUGUUGGCUAUAGGGAGUGGACGACCUAA